CCUUCAGCGUUGCCCUAGCGGAGUACCUGCUCUCUGGGUGCAGAUAUGUAUAACACACCAACUUACUGUGACCUAGGAAAGGCUGCCAAGGAUGUCUUCAACAAAGGAUAUGGGUUUGGCAUGGUCAAAAUAAACCUGAGAACCAAGUCAUGUAGUGGAGUGGAAUUUUCUACUUCUGGUCGUGCUUAUACUGAUACAGGGAAAGCUUCAGGCAACCUAGAGACCAAAUAUAAGGUCUGUAAUUAUGGACUUACCUUCACCCAAAAAUGGAACACAGACAAUACUCUUGGAACAGAAAUCUCUUGGAAGAAUAAGUUGGCCGAAGGGUUGAAACUUACUCUUGAUACCAUAUUUGUACCGAACACAGGAAAGAAGAGGGGGAAAUUGAAGGCCUCCUAUAAACUGGAUUGUUUCAGUCUUGGCAGUAAUGUUGAUAUAGAUUUUUCUGGCCCGACCAUCUAUGGCUGGGCUGUGUUAGCCUUUGAAGGUUGGCUUGCUGGCUAUCAGAUGAGUUUUGACACAGUGAAAUCCAAACUGUCACAGAAUAAUUUCGCCCUGGGUUACAAGGCUGCGGACUUCCAGCUGCACACUCAUGUGAAUGAUGGCACUGAAUUUGGAGGGUCUAUCUACCAGAAGGUUAAUGAGAAGAUUGAAACAUCAAUAAACCUUGCAUGGACAGCUGGCAGUAACAAUACCUGCUUUGGCAUCGCUGCUAAAUACAAGUUGGAUUGUAGAACAACUCUCUCUGCUAAAGUAAAUAAUGCCAGCCUGAUUGGACUGGGUUAUACUCAGACUCUUCGACCAGGAGUCAAACUGACCCUAUCAGCUUUAAUUGAUGGAAAGAACUUCAAUGCAGGAGGUCACAAAGUUGGGUUGGGAUUUGAACUAGAAGAUUAAUGAGGUUUUGAAUAAAACAUCAGAUUUCUCCCUGGAGAUGAAGAGAAAUGAACCCACUAUGUUUGGGCCUUAAAAUUCUUUGAGAUUUCAAAAGUGUGAACUUUUUAUUCUUCCAAAGAAUUGUUAUCCUCCCACACAC
Molecule: messenger RNA, 1036 nt
Organism: Pteronotus mesoamericanus
Lineage: Eukaryota; Metazoa; Chordata; Mammalia; Chiroptera; Mormoopidae
Product: voltage-dependent anion-selective channel protein 3-like
Exons: 1
Coding region: 46-897 (283 amino acids)
Biological process (GO): monoatomic anion transmembrane transport
Cellular component (GO): mitochondrial outer membrane
Molecular function (GO): voltage-gated monoatomic anion channel activity
Source: RefSeq, a predicted model, not a curated record